Molecule: messenger RNA, 6975 nt
Organism: Stylonychia lemnae
Lineage: Eukaryota; Ciliophora; Spirotrichea; Sporadotrichida; Oxytrichidae
Source: the annotation of a GenBank genome assembly
AUGGCAACUUCUUUGUCAAAUGAAACUUCUUCAGCUUCUCUUGUUGAGCUUUCUCAGACAUCUCAGCUUCCUGGCUCUUCAAAUGUUAAUUCCUCAAAUUAUGGGUAGUCUUCGAAGCCAGUAAAUUCUGAUGCGAAAGUGACAUACACAGGUAGCUAAAAUUCAAACUCUCAGAGUUCCAAUUGUGGUGCUGGCAGUUCAGCUGCUGCAAACUCAAGUAACUACUCUGGAGUCCAAACCUCCGGCUAUGGUAAGACAAAAAACGGAGAUACCUUGUAUUCCUCUAACACGCCAAGUUACGGGACUCAGUCCUCUAAUAUGAUACCGAGCUCUGCUACAAUAGGAUAUCCUUUUUUCUGCCAUAAUUAGUAUUUUUCGAGUAUGGCUCAGAGUCAGACAUCCACUUAAUUUAAUAAUUAUUCUAGCUCCAGUAUUGGCUAGAGUUCUAUGCAGUCGAAUGCAGGAACUCAGUCGACACAGGCUAGCAGAAGAGCAGGCAAAAAGAAGGCACUACCCAUCUAAUAAUAAAACCCAGAAACACGUCUAUUCUUUCAUCUAAGAAGACAGGAAACUUAGGCCCAGUAAAACAGAGGAUCGUCACAUUUUUACAAACCAAAGAAUCCUCCUUCUUUAAAUGAAUGGUUCAAAAAGCUGAGUAUCGAAGAGAGAGUGAACGCCAUGAGUACUGUUAAUCCCCACUUGAUAGAAAACUUUCAAAUAAUGCAUUAAAAGAUUGAUACAAGUGGUUUGAGUUUCUUCGCAUUAAGGGAAAAAUAAAAUUACAUGGGUGACUAUAAGAGUUACAACAGUGCAACUUCAUAGUAACAAUAUUAGCUAUUCCAAUACUAAAACUUCUCUCAAAUCAUUUCAUCUGAUAAUGGGGAAGAUACUUUACUGUUUGAUAAGCAAUUCUACCACAGAGUUCAGAGUGAAUACGAAAUAGAUAAGGAUUUAGUACAAGAUGCAGAACUAUUUUUCAAAUUGAUGGGAUAUGCAACAGAGAGUCUAGCGUUCUCUAAUCCAUCUCAAUUUUUCUAUGAUAACAAGAACUUACAAAAUCUGAUAGAGUAUCCGGGAUGGUUCAAACCUAAAAGCUUUUAGAGUUUUGCUACCUGGGUUAUAGUUACUUUGGAAGAAAACAUCUGGGCACAUUAUAAUUAUGACAAUAACACCAAUUUGGGAAAUGCUAAGUUGAAUGAACUCUCAGGUUUAUUCCGCGAAAAAACUGAGAGAGGAGCGUAGGACGUUGAUAUAGCCAAACUUUCAAAUUUCUGGCGAGACAUGCCUGAAAAUGAAAAGAAGAACCUCAUUUCGAAUCUUUAGAUAAACUCUCUGAAGGAAAUUGAGCAAUAUGAGAGCAAUUUGAGUCAGAGUGGAGGAGGUUACUCAACCAAAACUUCAAAAAGCGGUACCUCAAAGAAUAUGCAUAUGCAGAUGUUAAUCAAAGAGAAGAAAGAAUAAAAUGAUAAGUCCUCACUUUAGCAAUAGCUGGAAUAAGAGUUGUAGUACUAUAUUGACAUGUCACAGAGAGAAGGAUAUGAGCAGGAAAUGAUGGACACCCUUACUUUUAUGAAGUUUGAGAACACCCAUCAUCGCCAAGUUUUGAUAUGCAAAACUUACCUUGAUUUAAUCAAGCGAAAGUACAAAGAUGAUUUAAUGGAGAAUCUAUUAUUGGAGGAAUCUGCAAAGCAGAAUAAGAAUAUUAAUUAGUCAGCUCAAGGUCAGGGCAAAAAGAAAAAGAAGAAGAAUGCAGCUGCAAACCAGUAACAAUAAAGCAAUUAGAACCAAUCUGAUAAGUAGUUAGGAAAUUAAGAUACUGUUGAUGUUUAAAAUUUAAGCAUCGAUUAUCAAGAGGAUAAUAAUUAGAGGCCUCAAAUGCCAGUUGCUAAAGCUAACAAAAAGAAAGUCAAAAACUCUACCGAUUAAUCGAGUAAUGCAAAUGAAGGCUUCAAUAAACAGGUAAGUAGCAACAAUAGUGGGAUCUAUAAUGAAUAGAGCACCGCUAAUUUUAACUCUGGGUAACAAAACAACAGAAAGAAAAACAAGAAAAAUAAUUAAAAUAAUAUGAAAACUUAAUAAUAUCCUGAUUAGGAUAAUUAGGUUAACGUUUCUAUAAACUAGGAUUCACACUCUUGUGAUGAAUAGCAAACUAAUACUGAUUCUCAAACCAUUGAGUUAGAAUCUAAUGUUAAAUGUUCAUCUCUGGGAUUGAAAAGCUCCUCCAAUAUUUAUGAUAACACAACAGCUCACUAGUCAAACAAUAGUAAUAGCAACUCCUCAGCAACUAUUACCUCAACUAUUCAGAACAAUGCUGAAAGCAUUCUCCAAAUCUAAUCAUCAAAGUCUCUCGAUGUAAAGCCAACAAAUCCUCACAAACAAUAGCAAUCGAACACAGGUUACAAAUAAUAGAAAGCAGUAUCAAAGAUUGAGUCUAAAAACUUCUAGAUAUUGCAGGGGUAGAAUUCUGAAAAUGAUAAAAGAAGUAAGGGGGAGAAGAAGAUCAAAUAGACUAAUAUCCACAACAUUCAUCAAGAUAAUGUCAUAUUUUCAGAGGAUGAUAGAUAAUCAAAGAAACUGUUCAACACUAAGGAAUAAGUCCUUACAUCAGAAAGUGAAAAUGAUAGCAUGGAAGUAAUAUUCAAAUAUGUGAAGGAAUUGACUGAUGACAUGAUUAAUAAAGUUUGCUUACUCUCUGAGAGAACAAACAGUAAAUCAUCUACUCGGGAAGAACUUAACAUUAACAAUGAAAAAUCGUAUGAACCACCUGAAUACUAUAAAUUAGGAGCAGUUUAGCCAACACAUUACAAUCAAAGGAAGAAGUCCUUCUACAAGAAUAAAAACAACAAUAGAAAGUAAAACAAUCAGCAUAAUUAUGCAAAUGAACCAUACCACAGUAAUUCUAAUUAAAUUGAGCAUUAUCAUCACAAUAAUAAUUCUCAUCACAAUCAUGGUAACUAAGCUUACUAGUACACAUCAAGUGGAGGCAGCAAUUUAAACAGUGCUAGUGGAAACAAUAGCCAAUAGUAGUCAUAUGGGGACAAGAGAAAAAUAUCCUUCAAUAACUCUAAAAAGUGUUUCAAGGAUGACAAGAAGUUCAGUGAGGAUUUCGCUGAAAACAUAAGUAAUACUUCAUAUUCAAAGAACCAUUCAAUCUAAUCUAUUCCUGACAGCAAUUCCAACUAGAUCCUUGAGGAUUCAUAUCAUGAUAGAAAGGAUAAUAAUUAGACAGAUCAAAUCAAUAAUAAGUUGAUGAAUAAUGCCCAAAACAAAUCACAGAGAAAGGGAUUUGGCAUUAAUCUCAAGUAACAAGAAUCAAAGCAAGAAGAAAAGAGUAUUUAGAAGCAACCUCAAAGUAAUCAUUAAUAUGAAGAUAGUAGGAAUGUAAAGAAUAAUUAGUAACAGGAGAGUGAGCCACAUCAAGCAUGGGCAAAGGGAACUGCGAAAUAACCCGAUCCAGUAAAGUAAAAUAAGAAUAAAGAUAACCAUCACAACAAAAAUCAGCACAAAAAUGCAAACAUUGAUAAUCAGAAUUCAAACCAAAAUUAAGAUAUAAACUACCAGAACUCUAAGUCUAAUCAGAAAACUGAUUAAUCUGAUAACAUUACUAACGACGAUGAAUAGAGUUAAAGUGAAAGCCAGUAAAAUAAAAAAGGAAGGAGAAAUAGAAAGAAGAAGUAAAUGAACAACAUCGAUAUCAUGAACAGCUUUAUGAGAAAUUUAUAAGCCUCUUAAGAUGAAGUCAAGCUUGCACUUGAAUAAAAAACUCAAGGGUAGUUCAAGAAAAAACCCUAGAAUAACGGUGGUGCUAAUACAGCAAAUGCUAACAGUAGCCACUACCAAAAAGUAAAUCACAACAAGAACUAAAAUACUGAUACCUAAUCUGAAAAGACUAGCAACACCUAAAAAAUCGAGCACUCUUAUCAAUCCCAGCCUCAGUAGCAUAAUCCAGAAUAAAGAAAUAACCAGACUAAAUAGUAAAAUCAAUACAAGCAAAAACCUCAAAAGUAAAAUCUAAACCAGUCUAAUGUUACAAGUUCAAGCGUUAAUACUCAAGUCAGUGCACCUAUAAUCUUAUUGUAGAAACCUAAAGAUAACUCUUAAAAGCAAUAUUCAGAACAUAGGCCAAGUAUUGAUACAAAUGACCCAGAUUCAUAAUUGAAUUCUAGCUCUAAUACUCAAAACCAAAACAGAUAAAAUCAUCAGCAUAAGUAUAACAACUCUUCAUAAAAUAACCACAGAACUAAUAAUAAGAACUAUUCUAAUGGAUAAAAAUCCGUUACUAAGUUCUAAAAACAUUAAUCUCAUAAUCAAAAGUUGAUAGAAAGAUAAAAUGAUGAAUUAGAAUCUAUUUAGAGCAAUAAAGCUGAUUGUAUAAGUGAUAAGAGCUCAAAGUCCUUUAAUGAAAAAGUUUUGAGCUCUGAAACGCUAAACAAUCUAAACUAGAAAGCACCUCCCUUCAAGUAAUUGAAGUUCUUUCAAAAUAAAGAUUUUGACAAUAAUUCAUUGACUGAUGCUACUGUAACUUCCAACACCGCUGCAGAUACCUCCCUAGAAAACUGCAUUAAUCACAUUGAGGAAUGCAAAGAUCCCAUAAACAUUCAAGAUUAGGAAAGUCAUAUCCAAAUCUCUCUAACAGACAGUAUCGAUGCACAAAACCUCCUUAAAAACAAUACCUUUGCCUAUACUUUCUAGCAGUUUUCAACAAAACUUAUAGAGUCUACAAAGUAGUAGACACUCUAAGAAAUAAAGGAUGCUGCUACAAUUCCACCAAUAUUGCAAAGUCCUUAAUCACUUUAAAACAUUCAAUCGAAUGUGUUCACUCCUUAGUACAUGCAGAUUAAUCAAAUGAACUAAUUCAAUCAAACCAUCUCAAAUUUUGACUUCAAUGAAAAGAUUCCUUCUCAAAACACUGGAUAUUAAUCUUUUUCAAACACUCCUCAAAAAGGCUAAAUGAAUCCUCAGAAAAAUCCCUUCAAACCUUAAACUAUUCCUCUCUCAUCUCAAAUGAGUUAGAACAGUUAAGAAUCUGGACAAAACUACAGAACUCCCCCUCAAAUUUCCAAGAAAACUAGCAAUUAAUAUAAUUACAGUAACAAUGGUACAUACAGGAAAUCUCAUGGAAAUAACACCCAAUAAAAUUAGACUCAAAAAUCUUAUCAAGUUAAAGAGUACUAUCAGCCUCAACCGAAGUAAAGCCAAGGGUAUAUAUAGCCGAUCCCAGUUCAAUAAAUGAUAUAAGAACCCUAAUUCAUUCAUUAAUACUAAGAUCCAAAUAUGAUGUAUUAUCAGGAUUAAUCGAAUUACAUGAGCUAAAAUCCAUUAAUGGAUGCUUUCACUCAGAGACCUCAAGAGUAAAUCUUUCAAUAUGUAGAGAAGUCAGCUCCCCAAAAUAUGAAUAUUCCUUAAUAAAUCCCAUAUUACUAGCCAAACCCAAUGAUAUAAAACUUCAGCCCUAUAUUGAUGCCGCAACAAGACUAAAUUAAUAUGCCCUUUAACUACAACAAAAGAUAGUAUUCUUAUAAUUAAUAUGAUUAAGGAUCAGAUCUAAUUAUGUAGAUUUGCAACUCAAUCAAGUUCAAUCAACAAUCUCUAAGCCCUAUUCCUCAUAUCAUCAACUCUCCUCCUCCUUUGAUUGAUCAAUACUCAAUGAACUAGAAUUUUGAUGGUUCAUAAAUGCCCUUGAGAAUGGACUCAGAUGCACUUUAAAUUACUGAAAAUGCUUUCUAUGAAUAAUUUGAUAAGGAAAUUGAAGCUCAUACUAAAAGUAUUUCGUCAAAUUUAGAAUUGCUCAAACCUGAAAGAGACUUUGUCUACAAUAAAAUCUUGAAAAUUUCACAAGAAGUAUAUGUUGGCUAAAAACCUGAGCUGCAAAUGUUUGGCUCCUUAAUCACCGGACUCGCUCUUGAGUCGAGUGAUAUGGACUUAGCAGUGAUUGGAUUACUCAUAGACGACAGAUAAAGUUUGAUUUGGGAGCUGAACAAGCUUGCAAACUAACUUUAAACUUGGCAAUGUCUAGAAAGUUUCAAAUCUAUUGAAACUGCUUCAAUCCCUAAAAUUGAUUUGAUCAGACUCAGAGAGUAAGAAAUGGCAAGUAUCAUAGGAAUAGACUUUGAGUCUAGACCUAUAAAUGAAGAACUUCGAUACUUAAGCGUAGAUAUCACAUUUGAUGAUUCAUCGAGUAGCUAAAACUUAAAUGCAAUGAGUCAAAACUACUUCACUGAUAUUAUGGGUACAAUGAACAAUACAAAGACUCAUCUUGGACUCCAAAGUUGCUCACUUGUUUAAUACUAUAUUGCUAAUUACCAAAAUUUGAAAGAGGUCUCAAUUCUUUUGAAAAAAUUCUUGGCAAUCCACAAAUUUAAUUCACCUUAUUAUGGUGGUAUAAGUUCAUACAGCACAGUAAUACUAUUAGUAGCAUACAUGAAUUAUUUUGGCUUGAGAGGAAAUCACAACCUUUCCUCCUCGAGACUAUUAAUGGGCUUCCUAGAUUUCUAUGGAAACUACUUUAAUCCCUCAAGUUGGGGUAUAAAUGUUAAUAAUGAAAGCAUGCUUGACUCAAACAUCGUUAUAUUGGAUCCGCUUAACUUAUCAAACAACACCACAAGAAACAGUUACCUCACUAAAGACAUUCUUUUGAAGUUCCAGUAUAAAGGAUCUCCUCUUAUCAAAAACUACUAGAACUCUGGUAUUACGAACCAAAAUUUCUGGCAGUAUGGUCAUGAUUUUGAGGUUUAGAAGUCGCAAGAGGAGAUUGAGGCCAGCAACUUGAUGAAUAGCGAAAAAGUACUGUCUUAAAUGACAGAAUCAGUCAACGAAUUACCACCAUUCAGUCAAGUUAACUUGCUUGAGACAUUUUUUGCUUCAGAAACACAGCCGAUAAUUGCUAUUAGCAGAGAGUCUUCAAGUCAAUAAGAACCAAUUAACCUGAGUUUGGGCACUUCUUAAAGUAGCGUAGGCAUAAAUGGAAUGGUCUGA